CAUUACCUUCACACAGAGAAGAAAGAACAGAAGGAAGGGAAGAAUAGGGAAAGAGAGGACUAUAGAAUCAACUAUGUAUCCUUCUGUAUACCUUAUUCUUCCUUUCCCUUCUUCUAAACAUCAAACAAAUGUUUUUCUUCUUACUUUCUAAAUCAUUCUGGGUUUAAGACAUUACAAACAAACACUUUCAUCAUAAUUGUUGCCCCUCCUCUGUUCUUCAGGGAAGGAGAGGUUUUUUGAAGGGAAAUUUAAGGAAAUUGACAAGUGUAAAAGUAGAAGAUUUAAUAGUUUGAUCGAGAAGCAAUUGGAAAGAGUAAAAAUCCAUGGCUCCAGGGUCAUUAAGAAGAGCCAUUGGAGCAGUGAAGGAUCAAACGAGCAUAGGCCUGGCGAAGGUGGGAAACAGCACCUCACUUGCUGAUCUUCAUGUGGCAAUUGUGAAAGCAACGAAGCAUGAUGAGUACCCAGCUGAAGAGAAGCACGUGAGGGAGAUUCUGAGCUUAACAUGUUACUCUCGUGCAUUCAUCUGUGCAUGUGUAAACAUCCUCUCUAGGCGUCUCAGCAGGACCAGUAGUUGGACAGUGGCUUUAAAAACACUUAUAUUGAUUCAAAGGUUGCUGUCAGAGGGUGAUCCUGCGUAUGAACAAGAAAUAUUCUUUGCAACUCGUCGUGGAACUCGCUUCCUCAACAUGUCUGAUUUCAGGGACAACUCAAAGUCUAAUUCAUUUGAAUUCUCUGCAUUUGUGCGCACUUAUGCAUUAUAUCUAGAUGAAAGACUCGAGUAUAGGAUGCAAAGUAAACGUGGAAGGCGCAGCAGGUUUGCUUCUGAUGAGGAAGAAGACGAAAUCAUGGAGAAAGAAAGUGUAAAUGGUAGACAUUCUAGAGAAAGAAACAACGAAAGAGAAAUGGUCAAAGCCACCCCAGUUUCUGAAUUGAAAACUAGCAAUCUAUUUUCCAAAAUGCAACACUUGCAAUUGGUGCUUGAGCGCUUCAUAGCUUGUCGUCCCACAGGGAAAGCAAAGACGCAUCGACUUGUGACAGUGGCUCUCUAUCCCAUUGUGAAGGAGAGUUUCCAAAUAUAUUACAACAUCACAGAAAUAUUGAGUAUCUUCAUUGAUCGUUUCAUUGGCAUGGAGACACCAGACUGCAUUAGGGUGUAUGACAUUUUUUGUCGCGUUGGGAAACAAUAUGAUGAGCUAGACUUAUUCUACAGCUGGUCCAAGAAUAUUGGAAUUGCUCGCUCUACUGAGUACCCCGACAUUGAAAGGGUCACAACAAAGAAGCUAGAGGUCAUGGAUCAGUACAUCAGAGACAGAGCACAAAAUAAGAAAAACCAAAUCCAAGAAGAAAACAAAGAAGAAGAACAAGAAGAAGCAGAGGAGGAGAAGAAUGAAAUCAAGGCAUUGCCAGCGCCAGAACAUUUAUGCCAAGAAGAAGCAGAAGAUGUUGUGAAGGAAGAGAGCAAAGAAGAAGCCAAAGAGGAAAAAAUAGUGCAAACAGUGGGUGAUCUAUUGGAUUUAGGAGAUGACAUGGUACCAAGUGAAGAACAUGGAGACAAGCUAGCCUUGGCAUUAUUUGAUGGUGCAACUGCAGCAUCAAGCGCAACGCAAGCGCUUCCCUGGCAUGCAUUUGAUGAUGCAGCAGAUUGGGAAACAGCAUUAGUCCAAUCACCCAGCUACUUACCAAACCGAAAGCCAUCAUUAGGAGGUGGGUUUGACACAUUGUUGUUGGAUAGUAUGUAUAGCCAAGCAGCAACAAGUGCAGCUAUGCAAGGACAAACUUAUGGCAUGAAUGGCAGUGCUAGCAGUAUGGCUCAAGGUCUAACAGGAGGGCCUGCAAUGCUGGCAUUACCUGCACCACAAACAUCAGCUGGCAGUGCAAGUGUAGAUCCGUUCGCAGCCUCAUUGGCAGUGGCACCUCCAGCUUACGUUCAAAUGUCAGAGAUUGAGAAAAGACAGAAGCUAUUAAUGGAGGAACAAGUGAUGUGGCAACAAUAUGCGAGUACCAUGCACGGAAAUGCUGCAUUUACAAAUCUACAACCUAACAAUACUUAUUACAUGACUCAGUAUCCACAAAACUAUGGACAUUAUUAUUAUUAA
Vigna radiata var. radiata (mung bean) is the source of this 2096-nucleotide messenger RNA. Its product is annotated as putative clathrin assembly protein At1g03050. The record is from RefSeq and is a predicted model, not a curated record. Gene Ontology annotation, cellular component: clathrin-coated vesicle; clathrin-coated pit. The transcript is spliced from 3 exons. The coding region runs from base 324 to 2096 and encodes 590 amino acids. Gene Ontology annotation, biological process: clathrin-dependent endocytosis; vesicle budding from membrane; clathrin coat assembly. Gene Ontology annotation, molecular function: 1-phosphatidylinositol binding; SNARE binding; phosphatidylinositol-4,5-bisphosphate binding. Lineage: Eukaryota; Viridiplantae; Streptophyta; Magnoliopsida; Fabales; Fabaceae.